Messenger RNA from Chaetomium fimeti, 1463 nucleotides. RefSeq lists its product as uncharacterized. Bases 456 to 1415 code for a protein of 319 amino acids. The transcript has a single exon. The record is from RefSeq and is a predicted model, not a curated record. NCBI's taxonomy places the organism in Eukaryota, Fungi, Ascomycota, Sordariomycetes, Sordariales, Chaetomiaceae.
UGAAGUGUGUUGGGUUUGGUCAGGCAUCCAUGCGGUGGAGGGGUGCCGAAAAGGGGGCGACGAAAGUGGGGGUCUUUUCCCUGUGGUUAACCCUCGGGCUCCUGAAGUGAGGUGCCACUCAAUUUUUGAUGGUCUCUUGUGGUGUGCCCCAUCUCCCAGGAGAAAAGGUGUGCGCCUAGCGAUGCCCGGAUGUCAUUGUAUUAAAGCUCUAUCUUGGUCAUCAUCAGAGACGAAAACACAAGAUUGAUCAGAAACCUAGGUAAAAAAGAGAAAAGGUUUUCGGUUCUAUUCCUCCGCGCCGCGAAAUUUAUGCUCCCCACACCCCGAAGGUGCAGCCUUCCAACCUACCGGUAGUCGACCACCAGGUGCCCACCUUCAAACCGGUUCACCACCACCAUUCCCUGGCUCGAGCCACCUCAUCACCGCCAACCCUUGAACACCAGGGCCUGCCCAGCAUGGCCCUCACCUCCCGCCUCUCUCACCCCACCACGGACCCCGAAGACCACUUCGCCUCCUCCCUCGGCAUCAUCUUCACCGACGACGUCACCAACCAGCACUUCGCCUCGGACGACACCAACCUCCUCCUCUACACCUCGCCACACCUACCCUCCCCCCUAACCCUUCGCCUGGCCCGGGUCCACGAGGAAGCAGACCGCUACCUGUUCAGCCACUACCUCUGGAACGCGGCGCUGCUGCUGGCCGAACUAGUCGAGGCUGACUCCCUGAAGCUACAACCACCACCAGCCACUGAAACGACAGGAGAGAAAGCGAUAGCCCCGGGGGCGGGGGCGUUCGACGUGUCCGGGCUCAGGACGAUCGAGUUGGGCGCCGGGACGGGCCUGCCGACCAUCAUGGCCGGGCUGGUGGGUGCGCGGGCGGUCGUCGCGACAGACUACCCCGCGCCGCUGGUGCUGGAAGCGCUGCGGGGGAACGUGGUUGGCGCGGUGCGGGAGGGGAAUGCCGCUGCUGCUGGUGGCGGUGCUUUUGCGGUGGAGGAGGUGCGGGUCGAGGGCCACGGGUGGGGGGAGUUGGACACGCAGUUCGCGCGUGAGGGGCAAGGACGGUUCGACCGGGUGAUGGCCGCCGAUGUGCUGUGGAUGCCGUGGCAACAUGAGAAUCUACGGCGGUCGAUUGCGUGGUUUUUGAAAGAGGGGGAGAGUGCCAGGGCGUGGGUUGUUGGGGGGUUCCAUACGGGGCGUCAGACGGUCGGGGCAUUCUUUGAGCGGGAGGCGCUGGCUGAGGCUGGGCUGGAAGUGGAACAUCUGUGGGAGCGGGACUGCGACGGGCUGGAUCGGGACUGGGUUUGGGAUCGGGGCGUGGAGGACAAGAGCGUGCGGAAGCGGUGGUUGGCGGUCGGGGUGCUGAAGAGAAUUACGCCGGGCGGACGCGCGGAGAGAGAGAGCGCGCCGUCGUGACGGAGGAGGCAGCAGUUUGUGGUGAGACCCGUCAGCAUCGCUGGUAAA